UGGCAACAGGCUGAUCCAGCUUCUUCCUCUCUGCCCUCUGUCUGGGAGGCCUGAGUAGCAUUGCCCAAGACUCCCUGCAGUGACUGGAAGUGUUUCUGCCGAGGAGGCACUCCACAGUCUGGGCUCUGUGAGGCUAAGGUGGUGGUCUGUUGCACGUGAAGAGCUAGGAUGGCAGUCAACAAGGGCCCGACCUUGCUGGAUGGAGACGUUCCCGAGCAGGAGAACGUGUUGCAUCGAGUCAUGCAGCUGCCCGUGGUAAGCGGCACCUGUGAGUGCUUCCAGAAGACAUACACCAGCACCAAGGAAGCCCACCCCCUGGUGGCCUCUGUGUGCAAUGCCUACGAGAAGGGCGUUCAGGGUGCCAGCAGCUUGGCGGCGUGGAGCAUGGAGCCCGUGGUGCGCAGGCUGUCCACCCAGUUCAUAGCUGCCAAUGAGCUGGCCUGCCGAGGCCUGGACCAUCUCGAGGAAAAGAUCCCGGCCCUCCAGUACCCUCCUGAAAAGAUUGCCUCUGAGCUGAAGGACACCAUCUCCACCCGGCUUCGAAGUGCCAGAAAUAGCAUCAGUGUGCCUAUCGCAAGCACUUCGGACAAGGUCCUGGGGGCCACUCUGGCUGGCUGUGAGCUCGCAUGGGGGGUGGCCAAAGAGACUGCAGAGUAUGCUGCUAACACCCGAGCUGGCCGACUGGCCUCUGGAGGGGCCGACCUGGCCUUGGGCAGCAUUGAGAAGGUGGUAGAGUAUCUCCUCCCUCCAGCCAAGGAAGAGUCAGCCCAAGCUCCUGGAUGCCAGCAGGCCCAGAAGCCUCCCAAAGCCAAGCCAAGCUUUGUGAGCAGGGUGGGGACCCUGGCCAACACCCUCUCUCGACACACCAUGCAGUCCACAGCCUGGGCACUGAAGCAGGGCCACUCCCUGGCCAUGUGGAUCCCAGGCGUGGCACCCCUGAGUAGUCUGGCCCAGUGGGGUGCAUCAAUGGCCACGCAGGUGGUGUCCCGGAGGCAGAGUGAAGUGCGAGUGCCCUGGCUGCACAACCUCGCGGCUGCUCAGGAUGAGGACCACGAUGACCAGACAGACACCGAGGGCGAGGAGACGGAGGAGGAGGACGAAUCGGAGGCCGAGGAGCACAAGCUCAGUGAGGAAGGAGCCCUGCCCAGCUCCAGAGGACUUCUGGGUAGUGUGGCACACACCCUGCAGAAGACUGUCCGGAGCACCAUCUCAGCUGUGACAUGGGCGCCCAUGGCUGUACUGGGCACAGCAGGGAAGAUACUGCACCUCACACCAGCCCCUGCUGUCUCCUCCACCAAGGGGAGGGCCAUGUCCUUAUCAGAUGCCCUGAAGGGUGUUACUGACAAUGUGGUGGACACAGUGGUGCACUAUGUGCCGCUUCCCAGGCUGUCUCUGAUGGAGCCUGAGAGCGAAUUCCGGGACAUUGACAACCCCCCGACCGAGACCGAGCGUCGGGAGCCGGAGCGCAAGGGGUCUGGGGCGCCGCCUACCAGCCCGGAGCCGGCGCCGCGCCCCGCGCAACACCGCGGCAGCCUUCGCAGCUCGCGGGGCCCGGGCGCGCUCUUCUACCCGGGCCUGGAGGACAAGAUCGAGACGCCCUCCGCACCGCGCUCCGGCUUCCUGGCCAUGCCCCGCGAGAAGCCGAAACGCAGGGUCAGCGACAGCUUCUUCCGGCCCAGCGUCAUGGAGCCCAUCCUGGGCCGCGCGCAGUACAGCCAGCUGCGCAAGAAAAGCUGAGCUCCGGACGCCCGCGCCCCGCCCCAAACGGCGCGCCACCCACUGGGCUAGGGCGGGUUUCCCUAACAAAUCCUCAGAGCCUACACUCAGAGAAGUCCUCUUGGGAGCCCGAAUCUCCCCCUAACCGUGCUGUCAAGGCGUACAUCAUUUUAAAAGCAUCCUUUGGUGGCUUGACCAUCAGAGCAGAGUUUUAAGGGGCACCAGAGCAACAGCGUGCUCUGAUUUUCUUUUCAUUCUUUUUUUUUCCUUCCUUCCUUCCUUCCUUCCUUCCUUCCUUCCUUCCUUCCUUCCUUCCUUCCUCCCUCCCUCCCUCCCUCCCUUCCUUCCUUCCUUCUUUCCUUCCUUCCUUCCUUCCUUCCUUCCUUCCCCCUCCCUCCCUGCCUCUCUUCUUCUUUGCUUCCUUCCUUUCUCUCUCUCUCUUUUACUAAAAAAGUAAUUGCUUAACUUGAUCUCCCACUUUUUUAACAGAACUUGUUACCAAAUAACAUUUGACUGUUUCCAAAAAUUCAGAUCCCUUCUCUGUGGACAAAUAUUUUGCUACCAAUGAUAAAUGUCACCACCCCGAUGUUGUGUUCUUAACAGGAGUUCUUGUUAACGUUGAGCUCAAAGAUCCUCUGAUUAUUUAGGCUCUCAGCAUCAAUCAGGUACAGAAGCUCUGUGUAUUUGUUUAAAAUAUUGGCAUCGCUUUUUGAGUACUCUACACAGACCAAGUACCGGGUCUGUCCUCUGUAGUGCCACCUUCUUGCUCACAGCCACGUUUCCAUUUGCAUCAGUACUGCCUUCCACUCACACACUUUUGUAUUCUGGGGGACUACAAUGUUAACCUUCCACUCCACUCUAGUCUAUAUCUUGUAGGCCAUAUAUACGAACUCUAUAGCCACUGUUCUUUCUAGAUCCUGUUUCUGGAAAUGUUAAUACUUGGUAAAUCUAGGAAAUGCAUAAAUAUAAUUUAAAAAUUUAAACAUUGCAAUAUGCUGUGUGUUUUCCUCUCUGAAUCCCCCAGUUCUCUCAUGUAUCCUUCCAGUUCUAUGCUGUACACUGCAAGAGCAUGUGCAUAUACCUUUGUUUACCAAGUUGUGUGAUAGUAGGCUCACAUGCUUUUCUCUCUUUUCACUGAACAUACAUCUUGGAGAUCUUUUGUAUCAGCAUCAUAUACUCUGUUUGCUCUUUUUAAUGGUAAGUAAUUGUACCAUAUUUGAUUUAACCAGCUCCUUAAUGGCAGAUUUUUGGGUUGUUUUCAAUCUUUUUACUACUGCAAUCAGUGCUAUAAUAAAUAUCCCUAUCAAAAAUGUCUCAUGUAGGACUGGGGAUGUAGCUCAGUGGUAGAAUGUGUGCUAAGCAUGCUUGGGACCCUGUGUUUGAUUUCCAGUAUUACCCAAACAGUGUUGUGUACAUGUGUGGAUAUAUCUAUAGCAUAAAUUAUAUGAGUAUGUGAAUUUUAAAUGUUGAUAGAUGUCAAGUAGCCUUCCAAACCAAACCCUAUUUUCCUAGUUAUUUUAAUCAGCUACAGAAAUGUACACACAUAAUUUUGUCUGCCAUUCCUUUUAGACAUCCAUAUAUCCCUAUAAAUCCCUCUUCCACUCAUAAGAACCCUCUUGAACCCGACUCUGUUGCAUACCUGAAAGCCCAGCUCCCUGAAACUGACUCUAGGGACUUGGAAGAUCUUUGGUGUAAUGAGUCACAUGCCUCCAUAUAGUUUUGGAGUCUUGGGAUGUCAAGAAUGGGGACAGGGGAGUGGCUGGUGGACAUAUACAUGUGGACAUGACCAGACUCUUCCCACCUCACCAUACAUCUCACAAGCAGCAGUUCUCUGGGGGGCAGGGAGGUGUGGCUCUGACAAGGGGGGCCCUUCGAAGCUGAUUUGACCAGCCUGCAAAGGCAGAGUGCAGCCUACUCUGACAAGGCUCUAAGGGCAUCUGCUGGAAAAGUGGCAUCAGGCCUGGAAGGCAGAGAGAAGUGCCAACCAUCCUGCUCCUCACAGAUCCAGGCUGCUUUUCUCCUGGCG
Molecule: messenger RNA, 3742 nt
Organism: Sciurus carolinensis (gray squirrel)
Lineage: Eukaryota; Metazoa; Chordata; Mammalia; Rodentia; Sciuridae
Gene: Plin1
Product: perilipin 1
Exons: 9
Coding region: 169-1737 (522 amino acids)
Biological process (GO): lipid metabolic process
Cellular component (GO): lipid droplet
Source: RefSeq, a predicted model, not a curated record